Lucilia cuprina (Australian sheep blowfly) is the source of this 4683-nucleotide messenger RNA. RefSeq names its product neural-cadherin-like. The transcript has 7 exons. Lineage: Eukaryota; Metazoa; Arthropoda; Insecta; Diptera; Calliphoridae. Gene Ontology annotation, biological process: homophilic cell-cell adhesion. Gene Ontology annotation, molecular function: calcium ion binding. The record is from RefSeq and is a predicted model, not a curated record. Gene Ontology annotation, cellular component: plasma membrane. Bases 946 to 4668 code for a protein of 1240 amino acids.
AAUGGUUUGUUGGUUGAAAAGAUCUUCCUUAAAUGACAGACACAUCUUUCUUCGAAAAACUACGCUACAAACUCUCUUAAUUUUCCAUUUUAAAAUACGCAACAACUUAAUUACAAAUUCUAUCGACAAUUUUACUGCCACCUUCAUUAUUGUCUAUUGCACUUUCGCUACGCUUGCACUCUUUUAAAGCAACAAGAAGAAACUAAUCUAGUAAAUAUUGAAACGCAAAAGCAAAAAAAUUCUCUUUUGGUAAAAAAUUCUGCAAAAUCUGACAUCGUAUGUAUCAUUACCACAACAUUCCUAUGGAAAGGCACAAUAUGAAAGUUUAUAUCCUCUUGAAUUUCAAUUAAAACAAAUCAGAAUCCUGUUUGCUUUCGUUACGAACAGUCCGUGAAAGUUGUUAAACCAAAGUCAAAACCAGACAGACACAAACACAGACAGAUAGUGAAUACAUACAACAAGGAUUAAGUGAAUAACUAAAACAACAAACUAAAUAAAAAGUAAAAUGCAAUAGAUUGCAAAAAGAUAAAAAUAAAAAAAAACUAUAAACAAAAAGGAUUUUAUAGUGAAUUUAGAAAAGCAGAAAUUGAAACCACUACAACAACAUCUUUAGCAAUAUCAUCAUAAUUAAACUUGUGUCUAGUUUGUUGUUGUAGUAAAGAACUAGUAAAAGUGGUGUUGGGAGUACGAAGUGUAGGAGUGAGAGUGACUGACUGGCUGGCUGACUGACGGAUAAAAGUGAGACUUUUUCGGCUCACCACCCCAAAAACAAACAACAACAAACAAUAAUGUGUUAGUUUAAGUAUUCUAAAGAAAAACUUUUGAAGCUAAAUUUUUACUAAAUAUAACCUAAGUCAUCUUAGGUAAUUAUCUAAAAAAACACAAAAAACAUCUAAAAAAUAACAACAAAGUUAAAACUCAAAAAAAGCAACGCGUGCCACAACUAUGGCACAAAAUCGAGCGCACAAAAAGCGCUCAAAGCUUAAAAGCUUUAAGGAAAUUAAAAAUAGUAUUAACGACAGUAGCAUUAGCAACGAUAACAAUACAGAAAUGCUACCAACACAACGGUUAGCGGUAACGGUUAAACGCGGCUUAACAAAAGUUUUUACCUCGUCGCCCUCUCUAUUUUGUACAACGUCGUUAUUGUCGUCGUCUUUGUCGUCGUGUUUACCUUCGUCAGCGUCGUCUUUGGGUCGUUUACUUCUGACCUCUGCAUUUAUUUUAUUAAUUAUAAAUAGUCAAUUUGAACAAGUUUUUACUCAAGAGAUCUCCAAAUCACAACUAUCAACAUUACAUGCCACACAACCACAGCAACAGCAUCAUAAUGGUUUAACAGCAGCCAAUGCGGCCCGCAUGUUGGCCGGCAGUGGUGGCAAUAGUAAUAAUGACAUGUCUUUAGUGUUACCCCAUGAUACGUAUCCUGGUUUUAGUAUAAAACGUUUCAAAACUAAACCUGUAGCAAAUCUUAAUACAUCCUCUGAAAGUGGUUUUCCUUUAUCAUCGUCUCACUCAAUGGCCUAUCAACAGCAUGGUUCAUAUCAUAUGUUAGAUAAUGAAUAUGCCAAGUAUUUUACAGUUUUGGAAGAUGGUGUGGUAAUGACUACCUCUGAUAUUUCACCUCUAGUCAAUCGUCCGGUAAAUUUAGUAGUAGUCGAAGAAACUCCCAAUUCUACACAAACUCACAAUAUCCAAUUGUAUGUUAUGCAUCGUAAUGAUAUGUUAAGAUUUCCCGGUUCCAUGUUAGAUGCCUCGGGAGAGGUUAAGGAAAAUAAACCGGCUGGCACUAGAGUAAGAGGUGUGCCUUUAAUGCAGGCCUUUAGCAAUGGCGAAUUAACCACGGAGCCCAAAAAGGUAAAAUAUUCCAUAAUAGGAGGCAAUGAAGAUGGAGCAUUUGCUCUGCAAAGUCGUCAUGCCAAACAGGCAGAUGAGAGAUCUACUAGUCUUAUUAUUGAUGGUGAUGAUGAAAGUGGUGUUUGGUUGGUAACCAACCGUCCUUUGGAUCGUGAACAAACUGCACAUUAUGAUUUAUCGGUGCAGGCUUCCGAUCUGGAAGAUGUAGACAAGACAGUUUCCAAAAUACAAAUUACAGUUUUAGAUGAAAACGAUAAUAGACCCAUAUUUAAGGCUCAUGAUUAUAAAUUUGUCAUAGCUGGGCAAAAGUCACCCGAGUUGGAUACAAACAGUUCUACCACCUGGAAAAGAUUUAGUAUUGUGGGUAAGGUGGAGGCCACUGAUGCUGAUGGUGAUAAAAUUGCCUACCGUUUAAAACAACCCAGUAAUACUGUUAUUAUAGUACCACAAACUGGUGAAAUUAUGUUAGUGGGUCAACCACCCUCAACCGAACUUUUAUUAGAUGUAGAGGCUCAUGAUUUACGUUAUCCCAGUUUAGUUAGUUCUCAGCCUGCUAAAGUUUUAAUUGAAUUUUUGGCUCCAGAACCGGUUUCCUUUAUAAUGCAACACCUUGAACAUGAUGCAGUCAAUGCACAUUCGCAUCAUCGCGAAAAAAGACGUGUUACGCGUGCCGUACGCCCCACCAAACGUAUCGAGUUUACCGAAGCUGAUGGUGAUACCGAAGGUAAAUCGGUAUUUCAAUUGGAAAAGGAAACUGAUAAGGAAACAUUUAAGAUACGUGAUGAAAAUCCCUGGGUAACGGUGGAAACAAAUGGUGCUGUGCGUGUUAAAAAGAAGUGGGACUAUGAAGAAUUGGGCCCCGAAAAGACUAUUGAUUUCUGGGUGAUUAUCACAAAUACGGGUCAUAAUGCUGGUCUGAAAUACACCGAUAAUCAAAGAGUCAUUAUACAUGUCAAAGAUGUCAACGAUGAACCACCCUAUUUCAUUAAUCGCCCACUACCCAUGCAAGCUGUCGUCCAACUUAAUGCCCCACCAAAUACACCCGUCUUUACACUACAGGCACGUGAUCCUGACACCGAUCAUAAUAUCCAUUAUUUCAUUGUACGUGAUCGUACCGGAGGACGUUUUGAAGUGGAUGAACGUUCGGGUGUGGUACGAACACGUGGCACAGAUCUUUUUCAACUCGAUAUGGAAUAUGUUUUAUACGUUAAGGCUGAGGAUCAAAAUGGUAAGGUAGAUGAUAGACGUUUCCAAAGUACACCCGAAGAACGUUUGAGUAUUGUGGGUGGUAAGAGAGCUCCUCAAUUCUAUAUGCCCAGUUAUGAAGCUGAAAUACCAGAAAAUCAGAAAAAGGAUUCAGACAUCAUUUCCGUUAAGGCAAAAUCUUUUGCAGACCGCGAAAUCCGUUAUACACUUAAAGCUCAAAGCCAGGGUGCGGGCACGUUUAAUAUUGGCCCCUCUUCGGGCAUUGUUAAGCUGGCCAAAGAAUUGGAUUUUGAAGAUUUACGACAACCCCAUGUCUACUCCUUGAUUGUUACAGCCACUGAAGAUUCUGGUGGUUUUUCAACAUCCGUUGAGUUAACCAUACGUGUCACUGAUGUCAAUGACAAUGCACCCAAAUUUGAAUUGCCUGAUUAUCAAGCGCACAAUGUCGAUGAAGACAUACCCUUGGGCACCAGUAUACUACGUGUCAAAGCGAUGGAUUCCGAUUCAGGUGCCAAUGCAGAAAUUGAAUAUUUAGUAUCCGAUGAUCAUUUUGCUGUCGAUUCGAACGGCAUUAUUGUGAACAAUAAACAAUUAGAUGCCGAUAAUAAUAAUGCCUACUAUGAGUUCAUUGUUACGGCCAAAGACAAAGGUGAACCCUCGAAAUCAGGUGUGGCCACAGUACGUGUCUAUACCAAGAAUAAAAACGAUGAAGAACCCAAAUUCUCACAACAAGUCUAUACGCCGAAUGUAGAUGAAAAUGCCGGUCCCAAUACUUUGGUUACUACCGUAGUGGCCUCCGACAAAGAUGGUGAUAAUGUAAGAUUUGGUUUUGUGGGUGGUGGCACCUCAUCCGGUCAGUUUGUGAUUGAAGAUAUAACGGGUGUAAUACGUUUACAUAAUAAGGCCAUAACAUUAGAUCGCGAUAAGUACGAAUUGAAUGUAACGGCAAUGGACGAUGGUUCAUGCUGUGUGAAUGGUGACCAAACGAUACAUACAUCGACAGCAGUCGUGGUUGUUUUCAUUACGGAUGUCAAUGACAAUAAGCCGGUAUUUAAGGAUUGUGGUACUUACUAUCCCAAAGUGGAAGAGGGCGCACCAAAUGGCAGUCCCGUUAUAAAGGUGGUGGCAACCGAUGAAGAUAAAGGUGUUAAUGGUCAGGUAAAAUACUCCAUUGUUCAGCAGCCCAAUCAAAAGGGUACCAAAUUUACAGUGGACGAAGAAACCGGUGAAGUAUCCACCAAUAAGGUAUUCGAUCGUGAAGGUGAUGAUGGUAAAUUUGUAUCGGUCACAGUUAAGGCCACCGAUCAGGGUGAACCCAGUUUAGAAGGUGUUUGCUCAUUUACAGUGGAAAUUACAGAUGUUAAUGACAAUCCGCCCUUAUUUGAUCGUCAGAAAUAUGUGGAAAAUGUCAAACAAGAUGCUAGUAUUGGUACAAAUAUUUUACGCGUUUCUGCCUCUGAUGAGGAUGCCGAUAAUAACGGUGCCAUUGUCUAUAGUUUAAGUGCUCCCUUUAAUCCUAAUGAUUUGGAAUAUUUUGAUAUACAAGCUGAAUCCGGUUGGAUUGUUUUAAAGAAACCACUUGACGUAAGUUAUUGUUUACAAUUUUUUUAAUAGAUUUUUUUAUGU